AUGGCAACACAAGAAUCGUCUAAUAACGAGACUACCAUAACACAAUUAUUUGGUGAUGUCGAAAGAUUGGUGAAUCAAGAAGAAUAUUCAAAGGCCUUGAGGUCCAUCGAUAAAAUACUUCAAUUAAAUCCCACGGAUAACGAUUCACUUUAUUGUAAAGUGAUCACAUACAUUCGACUUGAAAAGUAUCAAAAUGCAUUAGAUCUUAUCAAUAAAAAGUUUUCAAAUGAUGAUCAAUUGAUUUUUGAAAAGGCCUAUUGCCUUUAUCGAUUAAAUCGUUUAACGGAUGUAAUAGAACUUUUAAGUAAAUAUCAUUCUAAAGGAAAUAAUGAUUUCGGAACGAGACAUUUGGAAGCACAAGUGGUUCAAAUUUGUAAAAAAUCUUUAACAGAAGAAGAUUAUAGUGAACAAGAAGUUGAACAAGAAUUAAGUACUAUCAAUGUACAAUUGGCAUACGUUUAUCAACUUCAAGGUCGAAUUUCUGAAGCAAUUGAAAUUUAUCAAUCCGUACUCAAAUUAAAGAGUACUGAUAUAACUGUAUCCGCUAUAGCUUCUAAUAAUUUGGUUGCAGCUAAUAAAGAUACUGAAUUAUUCGAUUCUGCUCGUAAAAUCAAAGUUGCAAGAUCGAAUGUAUUAGAAACUAAAUUAUAUAAAUUUCAACGUCGCACAAUUGCAACAAAUGAAGCAUUAUUGUUGUUAUAUAUGCAUAAGUAUUCAACAUGUCAAGAUGCAGUACGCAAAUUAUUACAAAUUUAUCCCGAAAAUGAUGAUCUUUAUUUAAUUUUAGCUUCAACAUCUUAUCAUCAAAAGAAACCUACCAAAACCAUUCAAGAUUUACAAGAAUUUAUUAAAUCUAAUCCAUUUUCUUUAUAUAUUAAUUUUGCUCUCAUUCAAUUACAAAUUUUACAAUCUAAUCCAAUGACCGCUUUAUCAACUUUAGAAAAUUAUUUACUUUUAAUUAAAGAUGAUUCGGAAAAAUAUAAACCUGGUUAUGUGGGAUUAUUGGUUUGGUUAUAUGAACAAGUUGGAAAAUCUGAAAAAGCUGUUCAAACUUUAGAGAAAGCUGGAAAUUUUUGGAAGAGUGGAUCAGAUGAAAGUACUUCCAUUCUUAAACAAACUGCCGCUUUCAAACUAAAGACUGGACGUUAUCAAGAAGCUGCAAAAGAUUAUGAACAACUUGUUAAAAAUGAUCCUUUAAAUUCUCAAGCAUUAGCUGGUCUCAUUAUCGCUUAUUCCCAUUAUAAUAUUUCCCUGGCUGAAAAAUAUGAAAGUUCUUUACCUGACAUUAAUAAUAUUAAUAUUAAUAUUGAUGUGGAAUCCCUGGAAAAAAUUGUACCAGGGGUAAAGAAAAGUUAUAUAAAAAAAACUGAUACCAAAAGCAGUGAAGAUCCAUCUAAAUUGACCUCUAAUAAAAAUAAGAAAAAGAAAAAGCGUAAACCUUUAUUGCCAAAAAAUUAUGAUCAAAAUGUAAAACCAGAUCCGGAACGUUGGUUACCAAAAUAUGAGAGAUCUACUUAUAAAGCUAAAGGAAAAAGAAAACAACAAUUAUCAAAAGGUCCUCAAGGUGCUGCGGUUUCUGGUGGUGGAGGUGGAACAACAGGAAGUGCUAAUAUUUUUGGAAAAAGUAAUGUCUCUUCUUCAACAUCAUCUGAGAAUAUUGUUACUUCGACAACAGUUCAAGAACAACAGCAACAACAAACUCCUCCAAAACAAACCCCUCCGAAAUCAAAGAGUGGCGGUGAUAAAAACAAAAAGAAGAAAAAGAAAGGAGGUAACAAGUGGUAA
Molecule: messenger RNA, 1785 nt
Organism: Diversispora eburnea
Lineage: Eukaryota; Fungi; Glomeromycota; Glomeromycetes; Diversisporales; Diversisporaceae
Source: the annotation of a GenBank genome assembly